This is a messenger RNA of Lactuca saligna, 934 nucleotides long. The record is from the annotation of a GenBank genome assembly. NCBI's taxonomy places the organism in Eukaryota, Viridiplantae, Streptophyta, Magnoliopsida, Asterales, Asteraceae.
AUGUUAAGCUCCACAUGGCUCCAAAGGACACGUCAUUUGGAACUUGAGACUAGUAGUUUGCCUGAGAGAUUCAUCAAAGGGCUAACAAGUGCAAAUUUACAAGGAAGAGCUCAGAUUAUUCCUGACAAGGUAUCUGAAGGUGAUUUGGUGUUUUAUUUGGAUGGAGCACAUAGUCCUGAAAGCAUGGAAGUCUGUGCAAAUUGGUUUUCCAUAGCAAUUGGUGAUGAUAACUCCAAGAAGGACUCUGCACAGAUAUUAUUGUUCAAUUGUAUGUCGGUGAGGGACCCACAGUUGCUGUUUCCACGGUUGGUGGACACGUGUGGUGGACAUGGUGUAAAGUUUAAAAAGGCGAUAUUUGUGCCAAAUAUGUCGGUUUACAACAAAGUUGGAUCCAGCUCAUCAUCUUUGCCACAAACUGAUUUAAAAGAAGUUGAUAAUUCAUGGCAGCUGACACUUGGAAGAGUAUGGGAGAACAUUAUAUGCUGUGGUGAAAGUGAAAGUGAAACAGGAAGUUGUGAAAGUAAAAAUAGUAUGGUGUUUUCAUCACUUCCAUUGGCGAUAAAAUGGUUGAGAGACACUGCCAAACAAAAUAAGUCUGUUCGGCUACAGGUCUUGGUUACUGGUUCGUUGCAUUUGGUGGGUGAUGUUAUGAAAUUAGUGAACAAAUAACUUAACAAACUCAAAUUUCUUAUAAGUUACAACAGCAAAGAUGGAUUUAACAUUUAUUGUAGUUUAUGUUUCGUUGUAUUUGUUUCAAAAAACAAUCUAGUGUUUAUUAGUGUUAUUGUAUUUGUUUAUGAUACUUAGAUUGGUUUUUUGUAAAAUAUUACUGCCAUUGAUUACUAUUAUUUUUAUCAGAAUUGCGGUCAUAUUAUGGGUGUGUUUAAUGUAUUUUUUUAAAUGUUGGAGGUUAUCUACAUAACCAAUCUCCCUG